Messenger RNA from Coccidioides immitis RS, 2550 nucleotides. RefSeq lists its product as uncharacterized. Lineage: Eukaryota; Fungi; Ascomycota; Eurotiomycetes; Onygenales; Onygenaceae. The record is from RefSeq and is a predicted model, not a curated record. The transcript has 3 exons. Bases 396 to 2405 code for a protein of 669 amino acids.
CUAUAUCUUGUUAAAUGAAUUUUAACUAAUGACAGAGACAGAGCAUCACCAGGCUGAGAUCAUCUAAGCUGUCAAGGUUGGGUCCGCUCCCAGCCGCUUCCAAAGCACAGCCAGCUUGAAAGUUUGGUGGCUGUCAAGUUUAUCUCCACACACCACGAGCCCAGUGAUACUUUCCCAGGAAAUAUCUGAGUGGAUUGCACUUUCACGGGCUUGCCGAAGCAGCGUCCCUGCCAGUUCCAAACCUCAACGCCGAGUCUUUCGUCAUAUCCUCCCGCAAGGUGGAUUUCCUUGCUUUUUCAGCAUGUUGCUCUUCAACCCCGAGGAACGUAUAAUUCAUCGCAGCUACACGACUCUGCCGUCAUUUAACAAAUAGGAAAGCAACUGUGGGACAUGGGAUGUGGGAGAUGGGAUUUGCACAAGCUCGACAGUAUUUAUCCCGACUUUAUAGGAGAACACCGAGGAAAGCGGCCGAAUCAGAAUCAAACAGAUCCGAGUCCACCACUCCUUUCGCGCCUGCGACUAUCAAUUUGGCUCAAAAGCUAGAGCUCUGUGCCAGUAACACUCCUAAAACACUUGACCUCGAUAUUGCAGACCAAGCAUUGGCUCAGCGCUCACAGAACAACAACAAUUCCUCACAAGUUGAUGUGCAGAAACAGCACAGCUCAAAAUACAGCGUCUCAGCUAUCACAGUCGAAACGCCUACCGAUCAGGCUGGGCAGCAAUCCCUUUCCAACAUCUCCAACAUCCGAUGUGCGUCAAGUCGCCACAAUAAGGAUUCAUUCCUCUCAGUUUCUCAGACUCCCCGCUCGGAUGAAUUGGUCCCUGCUAAGAAGCUGAGAAGGUCACCGAGAGCAGAAGCUCUUGCACUCAGGCCGAACCCAGACGAUCAGCUCACGUCAAGGCAUACGAGUAACCAAAGCAUCUUUUCCGAAAAGUCUAAUACGACUGUGCAUCGCUACCCCUCAAAAAGAUGUCAGAGUCCAAUAGCUACGCUAGAUGCGUUCAUCUCUCAACGGGCCAUUGAUCCUUUUUCCGAUAGCCAUGCGAUCAGACAGGCUUCAGAAGGGUCGUCACGUCAUCGAUCCUCACAGAAUACGACUGAUCGAGGCCAUAAUGCUGAACUGGGAAGCUCCCAUGACUUCCUGAUUUCCGAACUUAAGCAUGGUAUGCAUUCGGUGACCUUACCUGCUGCACCAAGCGGCAAUCAUUCGAUCUCGAGGAUACCAAGUAGCUCAUCCGACGGCACCUCACGAAGAAUCCUGGAAAGGAAAAGCACCGCGCGGAGGGAAUUCGCGAGGUCUAAGGCAUUCCUUGCAUUCAAUACCUCUGCUCCAUAUUUUGGACUUGAGUCCCUUAUCUCACCCAAAAUGCAUACACAGACCUUAGCUACCCCGGCGGUCAACCAGCCCAAUUCCUUUCUCCGUCGGAUCCGGACGGCGAAAUCAACCUUGACAAUAGGACGAAAGAAAAGUGUCAGGCAGAAACUGAGACGCAUGAAGACUUUGGAAAGCCUCACAGCACAGUAUCGCCCGGGGUCGUUGACAGGUAGAACUUUAGAGGACCUUUCUCGCCUUGGAGGAGAAAGCAUAUUGUCAAAGCUUCCUUCCCGAUACUUUCCUGGGACACUGAAGCUUCCAACUUGUAUCGCAGCAACCGUUAACGCAUUGAUAACACAUGGUACCGCUCUUCCAUUUAUCCACAGGGAGCCGGGCAAACCAGAGUUGGUUAACGCUUUGUACAGCUAUUAUGCAGGGCAAGUUUUGGGUGCGGAGAAGCUUAAGGAUAAGAUCAACAAGACCAUGAGACCGAUAGACCUCCCCAUGGAACAGAUAAAUGCUCGCGAACGUGGCCGAGCCGACAAGUAUAUGCAUGUCAUAUCUACUGUGCUCAAACACUUUCUUGCUGAGAUUCCUGGGGGCAUAUUCGGUUCCGUACGCUUAUUCCACGCACUAGAGGGGAUAUAUGAGAAUGAAUUUUCGCAUAUGAGUAGUCGCUACGACCCCGGCCGAAAGCAUUAUUUGCCGGAAAUAGCGCCUUCUCUAGCAGCUAAAGUCAGAAUGAUCGCGCUUGCAAUGAUGGCAUUGACAACUGAUGCACAGUUGGAGCUCAUUUUCUCCAUUUUUGGUUUGCUCGCAGUAACAGCAGAUGAAUCUCAUGUAAUGAAACAAUUUCACUAUGAUUGUCUCCACCCCAAAUUGGAAUGUGAUCGCUGUGCAGGGCUCACAGACUCUAUCCAGCUGGGAGAAAACUUUGGACAUCUUUUGUGUGGAAUUCGAGAACCUGAAUCGGCGGUGGGGUGCAAAACCUAUCAGGAGACACAUGCUGCCAAUAUCGCUACAAUGUUGAUUAUCCUGUGGAAAGAUAUUUCACGGCAGUUCUGCCGGUGGGAGCUCAUUGAAGCGUGAUCAAACUAUAGCUGCGGAAAUAUGUGAAUGAGCAGCACAAGCAUCUGCUGCUAUGCCAUAUGCUUAUCAGCAACAAAUAUUUAUUAUGAUGUUGAUGUGCAUUACUCCAAAACACGUUUAUCCAAUUAAAACACAAUUUUAAAAC